CACAUGGAGAAUAUCAACAAUGUGACAGAGUUUAUUCUGCUCGGACUUACAGAGAAUCCAAAAAUGCAGAAAAUUGUAUUUGCUUUGUUUCUAAUGAUCUACAUCUCUACUGUGGUAGGAAAUGUACUCAUUGUGGUCACCAUCAGUGCCAGCCCAUUACUGGGAUCACCCAUGUACUAUUUCCUGGCCUAUCUCUCUUUUAUUGAUGCCUGCUAUUCCUCCGUCAGUACUCCCAAACUGAUCAUAACUUCCCUCAGUGAAAAGAAAACCAUCCUAUUCAGUGGGUGCAUGGCCCAAGUCUUUUGGGAACACUUCUUUGGAGGGUCUGAGGUCAUCCUGCUGGCUGUGAUGGCCUAUGACCGCUAUGUGGCCAUCUGCAAACCUUUGCACUAUACAACCAUCAUGAACUGGAGGGUCUGCAACCUGCUGAUGGGAGUGGUCUGGACAGGUGGUUUACUUCAUGCAACCAUACAGCUCCUCUUCAUCAUCCCAUUACCCUUCUGUGGGCCAAAUGUCAUUGAUCACUUCAUGUGUGAUUUGAGUCCCUUACUUAAUCUUGCCUGCACUGAUACUCACACUCUAGGGCUCUUUGUUGCGGCCAACAGUGGGUUCAUCUGUCUGUUAAAUUUUCUUAUCCUCAUGGCUUCCUAUGUCUCCAUCCUGUGCUCCCUAAGGAACCACAGCUUGGAGGCAAGGCGCAAGGCUCUCUCUACUUGCAUCUCCCACAUCGUGGUGGUUGUCUUAUUCUUUGUGCCUUGUGUUUUUGUGUAUAUGAGACCUGCAGUUACUUUGCCUAUUGAUAAAGCUGUUGCUGUGUUCUAUACUAUGAUAACGCCCAUGCUAAAUCCCUUAAUCUAUACCUUGAGAAAUUCCCAGAUGAAAAAUGCCAUUAGGAAAUUGUGUAGUAGAAAGCGACUUCAGGUGACCCUAAAUGAGUCUUAG
Messenger RNA from Sorex fumeus (smoky shrew), 942 nucleotides. RefSeq names its product olfactory receptor 4C46-like. Gene Ontology annotation, molecular function: G protein-coupled receptor activity; olfactory receptor activity. Gene Ontology annotation, biological process: G protein-coupled receptor signaling pathway. Bases 4 to 942 code for a protein of 312 amino acids. NCBI's taxonomy places the organism in Eukaryota, Metazoa, Chordata, Mammalia, Eulipotyphla, Soricidae. Gene Ontology annotation, cellular component: membrane. The record is from RefSeq and is a predicted model, not a curated record. The transcript has a single exon.